AUGGAGGGUUGGAGUCAGGUAGCUCUCGUGCCAUUGAAAGACAGCAACAACAAUAGCAACAGCAACAGCAGCAGCAACAAUAGUAGUAAUGGCGUACUCGUUCAAGACCCUAUAUCUACAGUCACUACAACGGUAUUUGACUCUGUACAGAACUUGGUGUGGUGCGGUGACACAUCGGGUUAUGUACGAAGCCUAUCUAGUGUUAAAACAUCUCCAUACAGCAUACAACUAUACCCUUACACAAAAUUUCGAACCAAUACAUUAAAUCAACCUAUUAUACAAAUCCUAUCGCACAGAGAAGGCGUGCUAUCGUUACUGAAUGACCAACUUUCCAUUUACAACCGACGAGGAGUUCCCAGAAAUGCAGUAAACUCGAUGUCUUUUAAAGAAUCGAAUGGCAGGGAAUUGUUUAAAGAUCUCAAGACAAUGUCAUUCAAUUGCAACUCAUUCAACGAAAUCGUAAUUGGAACUGAACUGGAUUUGAUCAAAGUAGAUAUGAAUAAAUCAAAUCUGGUACAACAAUUCAACCACACCGGAAAAGUUGCUAUGGUCAAAGAAGCACCGAAAUUGUUAGCAUUAGCUAGCAGCACAGGUUCGCUAGAGUUAUUCGAUCCAACUUCAAACUCAUCAAUUAAAACUUUUUCAGCUCACAAUGGAUACAUGUCAGAUAUGGACAUUAAGGGUAACUACAUUGCAACAUGUGGAAAUUCCAUCAGACCCAAAAGAUACCAUUACCAUCAAGCACCAGAAUAUACGGCAGACCCAUUGGUAAACAUUUUCGAUAUACGAACAAUGAAAGCAGUUGCACCAGUUGCCUUCCCCGCAGGUGUAUCUUCAGUUAGAUUCCACCCCAAGUUGCCCAAUAUCUUAAUUGUUACCUCUGCGUAUGGGUUGAUUGAGUUUGUAGAUAUAUUUGAUCAAACAAAUGUGAGUGUUUACCAUGCUGAUAUGUCAGCAGCUACACCACCACUACCAGCAGCGGGAUCCUCUGCUGCACAACAACAGAAACAACAACAACAACAACAACAGCAACAGCAACAACAACCACAUCUAUCAGGAUUGGAAAUUAGCGAAAAUGGUGAUUUCUUCAUGUUUAAUGAUGGUUUCUCCAAUUUACACUUGUGGUCUAUCACAAAUUCAGGCACUCUCAGUAAAAAUUUUGUUAAUUUUCCACAAGAGAUAGAGAGACCAGACAUUGUCAACGGACCCAGUGGAGUCCUAGGAGGCGGCAGUGGUAGUGGCGAUAAUGCAUUUAUUGACAUUGAUGCAGAUGUGCCGCUAUCCGUAGUUGGAAUGCCGUAUUAUAAGGAACUUCUCCUCUCGAAUUGGCCAAAUGACCUCAAAUUUGUUAAAGAAAAAGCUAGAUUACCUGAAUCUAUUGAUCCAGACUUGCUAUCGAUUUUUGAAAAGCAACAGCAACAAAAAAUUUCGCAAACCCCCAAAUGGAUACCCUAUGACUCAUUAAAGUACGGUACUUGUAACAUUCCCGAGUAUUAUUCGUUAACCAGCCAAAAAGAUACCCAAAUCCCCAAAUUUUUGAGCGAAAAAAAUGGAGGACAAAAGCAGCGCCAAAAAUCGAUUCAAGCAUUGGAAGACAGUAUUUUCCAAUGUCAAAAUGAUGAAAAAAUCCCCAAUUGCUACUCAAGACUACAAAUCCAAUAUUCCAAGUUUGGAGUCAAAGAUUUUGAUUUUGCAUUUUAUAAUCGAACUCAAGAAUAUUGUGGAUUGGAGAAUCAUAGCGACAACUCAUACAUUAAUUCACUUUUGCAGUUGUACAGAUUCCAAUCUGUUUUCUAUAACAAAGUAGUUCACUCACUAUCCAAUGAAUGGUUACCGAAUGACGAAGCGACAAUCGAAACCAACCCGGAAGGCUCAUCUAUAUUGAACGAGCUUGCAUAUUUAUUUGACAUGAUGUUUAAAGCCAAGUCUAGGAAUGUCAAGACCUAUAAUUUCAGUCAAGUGAUGAACCACGAUAAGCAAGCAGCAAAGUUAAUAAACUUGAACGAGUUGAUGAAUCUUAACUCACACGAAGUGCGCGAAUUGAUUAUUGCGUUUAAUAAUUACUUGUUGACGCGACUAUCGAUGGAUUUUAGAAACCAGUUCAACUUCAAUUUUGAUUUGACAGAGUUAGCUUACGAAAUCGAGGUUAGAGGACGAGGACAUUCUUGUCCCAUAUAUGAUAAACAGAUGGGGGCCAUGUUUUCCUUAGAAUUGAUAACACCGCCACAUAACAUGAUGAGUAAAAUGAGCAUCCUUGUUAAUCCCAAUACACAGCAAGAUCAGCAGCAGCAGCAGCAGCAGCAACAACAACAACAACAACAACAACAACCGACCAACUUAGCCAAUAUAAGGAAAAACUUGAAUAUACUCACAUACUUGGAGUAUUCAAUGAAUCAAUACAAGACAAUUCCAUGUACGCAGCACCAGCAUUUCCAUCCCCAUACUUUAGAAAUUCGAACAUCAAUUACGAAACUUCCACCUGUGCUUGUUCUCAAUGUCAACUUAACAAAUGAGGAAUUCAGAAUUAUCAAUAGUUUAAAGCAAUGGCUUGUUCCCGAUCUUUAUGCUGUGAGAGCAACAAAUAAUGGAAGCAAUCGAGGCUAUUCAUUUAAACCUAGCAUGCCAGUCUCGGGUGACUUUAAGAAAUACCAAUUAUUAGGGUAUGUUUGUGAGAUAAGUCAUCAAGUAGACACAUCGAGAACAGGUGGCCAUAAUUUGGUCUCUUUUGUCAAAAUAAAGGAUGAGUGGAUGUUUUUCAACGAUUACUUGGUGAUUCCUAUCCCUGAAGAAGAAGUGUUUAACCUUACUUACUCAUGGAAAAAACCUGUCAUUGUUAUAUAUCAAGAAGUUGACAAGAUGGACAAGGUUGAACCGUUUAGACAUAUAACUCAUUUUCAAGGCAAUGACUCUAUACUUUAUAGAGAUCACUUUGCUGGGCCAAUUAGAGAGCUGUAUCAGCGAGAGUAUACAUUGUUGACGAGGGAGAAAGAAGCUCCACAGCCAGGAACAUUAGUAGCCAUUGACGCAGAAUUUGUCACUUUAAAACCGGAACAGCUUGAGAUAAGCUAUAACGGGCAGAAGAAAUUAGUCAAACCCAAAGAGUUGUCUUUGGCGCGUGUUUCUGUUCUCCGAGGUGGUCGCGAAGGCAUAAAUAGUAACAUUACUGGCAACAACAACGACGAUAACAAUAAUAUCAGUGGCAUGAUUAUCGACGAUCCGUUAUUUGGCGAAGCAUUUAUUGAUGAUUAUAUUGUUCACAAAUCACACAUUUACGAUUAUACGACAAACUUUAGUGGUAUCGAGCCCAAUGACCUAGAUAUCCAUAAAUCUAGCAAGAAUUUGGUCACGUUGCAAACGGCAUAUCGAAAGCUAUGGCUUUUACUUAAUUUGGGCGUCAUAUUUGUUGGACAUGGUUUAUAUACUGAUUUUAGAACUAUCAACUUACAGGUUCCAGAGGAGCAGAUUCGAGACACUGCAGACUUCUACUACAAGAGUAGUUUCAAACGACAGUUGAGCUUAAAAUUCUUGGCAUAUGUGAUGUUGAAAGAGAGAGUACAAAAGGGUAACCACGACUCGAUUGAAGAUGCUAGGACUGCAUUAUUGCUUUACAAAAAGUACGUGGAGUUGAACCAAAAGAGCACGAACGAGUUUGAAAAAAUGUUGAAUUUCGUCUAUGAGGAAGGAAAUAGACUAAAGUAUAGAGUACCUGAGUUGUAA
Lodderomyces elongisporus is the source of this 3717-nucleotide messenger RNA. It is a transcript of the gene PAN2, whose product is annotated as poly(A)-specific ribonuclease. Gene Ontology annotation, molecular function: nucleic acid binding; protein binding; poly(A)-specific ribonuclease activity. The coding region runs from base 1 to 3717 and encodes 1238 amino acids. Gene Ontology annotation, biological process: nuclear-transcribed mRNA poly(A) tail shortening; mRNA processing. The transcript has a single exon. NCBI's taxonomy places the organism in Eukaryota, Fungi, Ascomycota, Pichiomycetes, Serinales, Debaryomycetaceae. Gene Ontology annotation, cellular component: P-body; PAN complex. The record is from RefSeq and is a predicted model, not a curated record.